AUGUACGGAGUGACUGAUAGAGAAAUAUGCACCACGGUUGUUAAGGAGCUCAAGAUGCCUAUAUCAGCUGAUGAGUUAGAGAUGCAGCUCGGUGAUCUUGCUAAGAAAUUUUUGCCAGGCGCUCCAUUACAAAAAGGUGCAGAAAGAUUGCUGACUCAUCUCUUUGACCACAAAAUCCCCAUGGCUUUAGCGACCAACUCUAGUGAGCAAGCAGUCAGGCUACACGCCACAGCUCGCCCCAAGCUCUUCGGAAUGUUCCACCAUAAGGCCAGGUGCACAUUGUUUAAGGUUUGUGCCAAUGAUCCGGAUGUGGAUAGGGGUAAACCGAAUCCGGAUAUAUACUUGGUAGCGGCCGCCAGGUUUCCAGAGAAACCAAAACCCAUACAGGUAAAUAAUAAAAUUACACCCACACAUCCAUCCAGUUGA
Molecule: messenger RNA, 426 nt
Organism: Diatraea saccharalis (sugarcane borer)
Lineage: Eukaryota; Metazoa; Arthropoda; Insecta; Lepidoptera; Crambidae
Source: the annotation of a GenBank genome assembly